AUGUCGUGGCACCCCCCAAACGAUUAUGCAAGCCGUCCAGUCGCCAUCCUUGGUGCAGGUAUUCUGGGACGCCGCAUCGCAUGUACCUGGGCUGCCGCAGGCUACAACGUGCACAUCCGCGACCCCAGCGCCGACCAACUCAAGCAGUGCCUCUCCUACUUCCACGAGAAUUUGGACAUUUACAAGCAAAAGACUUCAUCCCCGAUCUCUGGCACCAUCCAAACGUUGGCAGAAUUGGAACCGGCUGUCGCCAACGCAUGGCUCAUCAUCGAGGCCGUCCCUGAAAAGCUCGAUCUCAAAAUCUCCACCUUCGCAGCGUUAGAAGCUUCGGCGCCAUCCGACGCAGUCCUAGCUAGUAACUCCUCAUCUUACAAGUCGUCUGAAAUGCUGGCAUCUGUGUCUGAUGCCACCAAAGAGAGGAUUUUGAACACGCACUACUACAUGCCACCCGGCAACAUGGUGGUGGAGCUUAUGACCUGCGGAGUCACCGCAACCUCAAUAUUCGAUUUUCUGACAGACCGCCUAAAAGAAACAGGCGCCAUGCCAUACGUCGCGCAGAAAGAAUCGACAGGCUUCAUAUUCAAUCGACUCUGGGCAGCCGUGAAGCGGGAGACGCUGACGAUUUUGUCCGAGGGCGUGAGCACGCCCGAAGAAAUCGAUGCGCUGUGGACGGAGAUGUUCAUCAAGGGCAAAAGCAGACCUUGCGCACUGAUGGACCAAGUGGGCCUGGAUACCGUGGCGUUUAUUGAACAAAAUUAUGUAAAGGAAAGGGGUUUGGACGGCACGCACACGAUUGACUACUUGAAGAGAGAGUUCCUCGAGAAGGGGAAGCUGGGGGAUAAGUGUGAUAAAGGGGGAUUAUAUCCACGGAAGACUGAUGACAGUCAUGUUGAGUCGAGGUAG
This is a messenger RNA of Didymosphaeria variabile, 903 nucleotides long. RefSeq lists its product as uncharacterized. The coding region runs from base 1 to 903 and encodes 300 amino acids. The transcript is spliced from 2 exons. Gene Ontology annotation, molecular function: NAD+ binding; oxidoreductase activity, acting on the CH-OH group of donors, NAD or NADP as acceptor. Lineage: Eukaryota; Fungi; Ascomycota; Dothideomycetes; Pleosporales; Didymosphaeriaceae. The record is from RefSeq and is a predicted model, not a curated record. Gene Ontology annotation, biological process: fatty acid metabolic process.